CCUCGGGGAGGACCGCUUCCCCGUGGUGAACACCGCCUACGGGCGGGUGCGCGGCGUGCGGCGCGAGCUUCACAACGAGAUCCUGGGCCCCGUGGUGCAGUUCCUGGGCGUGCCCUACGCCACACCGCCCCUGGGUGCCCGCCGCUUCCAGCCGCCCGAGGCGCCCGCCUCGUGGCCCGGCGUGCGCAACGCCACCACCCUGCCGCCCGCCUGCCCGCAGAACCUGCACGGGGCGCUGCCCGCCAUCAUGCUGCCCGUGUGGUUCACCGACAACUUGGAGGCGGCCGCCACUUACGUGCAGAACCAGAGCGAGGACUGCCUGUACCUCAACCUCUACGUGCCCACCGAAGAUGGUCCGCUCACAAAAAAACGUGACGAGGCGACGCUCAAUCCGCCAGACACAGAUAUCCGGGACUCGGGGAAGAAGCCUGUGAUGCUGUUUCUGCACGGUGGCUCCUACAUGGAGGGCACGGGAAACAUGUUCGACGGCUCCGUCCUGGCCGCCUAUGGCAAUGUCAUCGUAGCCACGCUCAACUACAGGCUUGGGGUGCUCGGUUUUCUCAGCACUGGGGAUCAAGCGGCAAAAGGCAACUACGGGCUGUUGGACCAGAUCCAGGCACUGCGCUGGCUCAGUGAAAACAUUGCCCACUUCGGGGGGGACCCCGAGCGCAUCACCAUCUUUGGCUCGGGGGCAGGGGCCUCCUGUGUUAACCUUCUGAUCCUAUCUCACCAUUCAGAAGGACUGUUCCAGAAGGCCAUCGCCCAGAGCGGAACGGCCAUCUCCAGCUGGUCGGUCAACUACCAGCCGCUCAAGUAUACGCGGCUGCUGGCGGCCAAGGUGGGCUGUGACCGGGAGGACAGCGCCGAAGCCGUGGAGUGCCUGCGCAGGAAGCCUUCCAGAGAGCUGGUGGACCAGGACGUGCAGCCUGCCCGCUAUCACAUUGCCUUUGGGCCCGUGGUGGAUGGUGACGUGGUCCCGGACGACCCCGAGAUCCUCAUGCAGCAGGGAGAAUUCCUCAACUACGACAUGCUCAUCGGCGUCAACCAGGGCGAGGGCCUCAAGUUCGUGGAGGACUCGGCGGAGAGCGAGGACGGCGUGUCGGCCAGCGCCUUCGACUUCACCGUCUCCAACUUUGUGGACAACCUGUAUGGCUACCCCGAGGGCAAGGACGUGCUGCGGGAGACCAUCAAGUUUAUGUACACGGACUGGGCCGACCGGGACAACGGCGAGAUGCGGCGGAAGACCUUGCUGGCACUCUUUACUGACCACCAGUGGGUGGCCCCAGCGGUGGCCACCGCCAAGCUGCAUGCCGACUACCAGUCCCCUGUCUACUUCUACACCUUCUACCACCACUGCCAGGCUGAGGGCCGGCCCGAGUGGGCAGAUGCGGCCCACGGGGACGAGCUGCCCUACGUCUUCGGCGUGCCCAUGGUGGGGGCCACUGACCUCUUCCCCUGCAACUUCUCCAAGAAUGAUGUUAUGCUCAGCGCCGUGGUCAUGACCUACUGGACCAACUUUGCCAAGACUGGUGACCCCAACCAGCCAGUGCCGCAGGACACCAAGUUUAUCCACACCAAGCCCAACCGCUUCGAGGAGGUGGUGUGGAGCAAGUUCAACAGCAAGGAGAAGCAGUACCUGCACAUCGGCCUCAAGCCACGCGUGCGAGACAACUACCGCGCCAAUAAGGUGGCCUUCUGGCUGGAGCUGGUGCCCCAUUUGCACAACCUGCACACGGAGCUCUUCACCACCACCACGCGCCUGCCUCCCUACGCCACGCGCUGGCCGCCUCGCCCACCCCCCGGUGCCCCAGGCACACGCCGACCUCCGCCCCCUGCUACCCAGCCGCCUGAGCCGGAUCUUGAGCCAGGCCCCAGGGCCUACGACCGUUUCCCUGGGGACUCCCGGGACUACUCCACGGAGCUCAGCGUCACCGUGGCAGUGGGUGCCUCCCUCCUCUUCCUCAACAUCCUCGCCUUCGCUGCGCUGUACUACAAGCGGGACCGGCGGCAGGAGCUCCGGUGCAGGCGGCUCAGUCCACCUGGGGGCUCAGGCUCUGGCGGGCCCGGUGGGGGCCCCCUGCUCCCUGCUGCUGGCCGGGAGCUGCCCCCAGAGGAGGAGCUCGUGUCAUUGCAGCUGAAGCGGGGUGGUGGCGUCGGAGCAGACCCUGCUGAGACCCUGCGCCCUGCCUGUCCACCCGACUAUACCCUGGCCCUGCGCCGGGCACCGGACGAUGUGCCUCUCUUGGCCCCGGGGGCCCUGACCCUGCUGCCCAGUGGGCUGGGGCCACCCCCGCCUCCACCGCCCCCAUCCCUUCACCCUUUUGGGCCCUUCCCCCCACCUCCCCCAACUGCUACCAGCCACAACAACACGCUACCCCACCCUCACUCCACAACUCGGGUAUAGGGGGCAGCUGGGGGAGGCCGUCCUCCCCAGCCCUCCCCGGCCCCAGUGGGAAGCGCCUCUCCGAGGGAGGGAGGAGGACUCGGCCACGGGGCUUUUCUCGUAUGGAGUUCUCCCUCGUGGAGGAGCGUGGAGGAGGACUCGAUCUCCUCUCGGGGAUGGGUGACAUCCCCGUGCUCUUCUCUGGACCUAGGCCUUUGGACAACUGGAGGGGGGGGUGUUUUUACCCCUCCCCCAGGACACCAGCCUUCGGGUGUGUGGUGACAUGGGGGGUGCUUUCUCAUGAGGGGGUGUAUUUUCCCAUGUGCAGGGUGAGGUUUUUUUUGCUGCCCUGGACACAUGCUGGCCCCCUCAAAGAAUUUCUGCAGGGGUUUGUGCCCCUGCGUCCUGUUCCCUCAUGCCUUCUCCCACCUCGCCCUCCCUCCCCACCCUCUGGAGACCCUGGAAGUCGUGUGUGGGAGGCGCGCUGUGGGCCUGGCCACCAGACAGUGCAGGGUGGUACUGGGAAGCAGGAUGAUGAAGUCACAGGCCCUCCCCCUUGCCCCCCGCCCCUAGUGAAGCAUGCCGAUCCCCCUGGCACGAGUCGAACAGCAUGUUCUCCCGGGUGGGCCGGAGCCUUCCACGGACAAUGGCGACGGUUUCCUGUCGGGGGUGGGGGGAGAGGGAGCAGAUCCAUGCCUGGAGGUGCUGCCUGAGAACUUGCUCUCCCAGGGGCCCCAGGACGCCUUUCUCUCAGUGGACACACAUUCUUGCUCGUGCUUUCCCACGCAGGCAGCCCCUUCUCGCCAGCACUUCCCUGCACCCCCCUGGGCCUCAGACCUAGCAUUCCGUUUCUCCCCACAGAGCAGGCAGCAACAGACUGGAAAUGACAGAUGCUGGAGCGGGGAGGGGGAGAUAUCCAAAUCCUGAGGGGGGACAGCACUGCCCCUUGCUGCCCCAGAGAUGCAGAGUGGAGGGGGGCCACCCACAGGGGCCGUGCAUGUUUGACCAAAGUCCUCACCCAGGGUCUGAGGACAGCCUUCUCCCUCAGUCCUCGGACCGUCGCUCACAUGUGCCAAACCGGGGAGGUGGGUUUGAGUGGGCAGAAGAGGUUUCCCCGAAUGUGCCAAGGAUUCCCCAGUCCUGGACCAGGGCAGGGGACCCAGGGGUGGGGGUGGGGUGGAAGCAGGUAAAGAGCCUAGUGUGUGUCUCUCGUCACCAUGACUCAUCCCUCCUUUCUGCCCCAACCUACUCCAUCCCUGUCUCCCUCUUUGAACCUGUCCCAUCUCAGAGCAACCUCCUCCCCUGCCCUGCCCCAGCCUCCAGGACCCGGGAAAAGAGCAGUGGAAGGGAGAGCUGGGUUGGGGAGAGGAUGAGAUCAGCUGGGGCUGAGAAACAGGUGGAAGGCGUACUGGGUGGGGUGGGAGUUGGGGAGUGAGACCUGGGCUGACAACCAGCGGGAAGAAUUUGGAAGGAAAUGUGGGCGGUGACGGCCCUGGGGGGCCCUGAGGAGGAAGAGUUUGAGCCUCGAGGGAGAGGAAAAACAAGCGAGGAGAGACCCUGGUCUGCUGGCCUUUGUGAGACACCGGUGCCAAACCUGGGUAGGGGGUGGGUGCUGUCCUCCAUUGACACCCAAAGCCAGAACCCCUAGUCUUGAUUCCCCAGAACUUUGCCUCCCGAUUGUCUGUCUUCCCUCCCACCUUCACCCAUGGAACUCUAGUUCUUUUCUGGUCCCUUCCCCUGCCUGUUCAGCUCCUCUGCAAACAGUCAUGCUCUCCAAAUGGUAGGGCCCCUGGGCCCCGAACCCUGUAGACAGAUGCCCCUCCCCCGAAUUGGGGCAUGGGAGGGGGGCUGGGGGACCCCAUGAUUCAGCCACGGACUCUGAUGCCCAGCCCCUCCCCCCAGAAUAAUUCCCCUGACAACCCUGUCCCCCCUGCGGCUCUGUCCACAUUUUUAAACCUGGCAAAAGAUGAAGAGAAUAUUGUAAAUAUAAAAGUUUAACUGUU
Echinops telfairi (small Madagascar hedgehog) is the source of this 4386-nucleotide messenger RNA. RefSeq names its product neuroligin 2 (gene NLGN2). The transcript is spliced from 7 exons. Gene Ontology annotation, biological process: synaptic vesicle endocytosis; chemical synaptic transmission; presynaptic membrane assembly. The record is from RefSeq and is a predicted model, not a curated record. NCBI's taxonomy places the organism in Eukaryota, Metazoa, Chordata, Mammalia, Afrosoricida, Tenrecidae. Bases 248 to 2404 code for a protein of 718 amino acids. Gene Ontology annotation, molecular function: neurexin family protein binding; signaling receptor activity. Gene Ontology annotation, cellular component: synapse; cell surface; postsynaptic specialization membrane.